GCGUCGCCCGAGUCGUCCGGCAGCGGCCGAGCACGUAUGUGACAUGGCGUCCGGGUAGAAAGAAAGUUAACUGCUAAAUAAGCGUUAAUGUUGUUUUUAUGACACUGACCGACCGAAAAGGGAACAUCCGAGGCCGCGAAUUUCCCACAGACACUGGCAUUGAUGGUAAUGCAUACGAGGAAACAAAGGAUCAGCGAUGGGUACUUCGAAAAGCAGCCUGCCCAUCCCUAUCAGAACGCAAAGUACAGCAGUUCUAAGGGUGGCUAUUCCUCCUCGACCACGUCAUCGGACAGUCGCUACGAGGGACGUAUGCGCGACUCUCCAAAUGGUAACUCUUACAGUCCAGCCGGCAGCUUGGGAAUGGGCAUGGGGACGGACCGGGACAGCCCUCGGAAUUACACAUCCAAGCCUCUUUACAAGAAGGAGAGAGAAAAUAGAGACUAUAAACUAUCCUCCUCUAGGGACAAGUAUUCCGAUUGUGCACGAUCCCUAAAAGACAAGAGAAGCCGCGAGAGCAGGGAUUCAGAACACAGGACCAACCACGAUAGGAGUAGUGGGGAGAUCUUACAUCCCUUAAAAUUAUCAUCAAAUUCAUCAAGAGAAUCUUCAUCCCAGAGAAAACCAUCACACAAUUCCUGUCAGGAUAAACGUGGUGAUGAGCGAGGAGGUGCAACGGAACGGACAGCCAGAUUUGGCGAUUGGUCAGAACAUAUGAGUUCGUCGGGAAAGAAGUAUUACUACAACUGCAAGACGGAGGUUUCUCAAUGGGAAAAACCACGGGAGUGGAUUAGUCGAACAGAUAAUCGUCAACGCCAAUCUAGUGACUAUUCCUCUAGGUCAAGUCAUGAUAAACAUUCCAACUCGCGAUCAAAUAGCAGUAGCAGUAUGCGAGAUGGUAAAUCGUCGCGACAGUCUGACAAAAGAGAAUACUGGAGUUUAUGUAGCGCGAGCGGCGGUGGCAGUAGCAGAGAUGAUGUUUCCGCGAGAGAGAGGGAGCGGGAAAAGGAACGGGAAAGAGAACGAGAACGGGAACGAGAACGUGAACGAGAGAGAGAACGAGAGAGAGAAUCUAGAGAAUGUAGAGAAGAAGUUAGUGUAGAACGUCAAACUCAAGAUAUGGAUAUCUCGCCAGGCGAUUCUACACCAACUUCGGAACCUCUGACAUCGUCUUGCGCUCACGAUCCACUGCCACAAGGCCCCGUUCUCCUGGCCGCUGCGUUACCUCGGUUAACAUCACAUCCAUCGUCAACGACACCGCAGGCAACUGGAAAACUUAGUUCGCCUACGCAACAACAGGGAAGCAGUAACGCUCCGGGACCACCGGUGUCACUGGCAAAUCUCCCAAGACUACUACUAUCACAAAUUACGGGCAACAAAGAACCAGACAUCACACCACAGAAGGCAUUACAGACGAUUCAAACAGCUAUCUUGCUAUCCCGACAACAGUCUGUUAGUGGGGAUCGAACCAAUACUGGCAGUGAUGUGAUGGUUCCAUUAAAAGUUGAUACAAGUGGCAAUAUUACCAGCGAGGGUCCACCGACUCCGACACAUUCGGAAACCCAGGAUUGUAUUGACGCUCGAAAAUUGACAAGUCCUGGGGGAACGAAUUCUGGAGUACAAGGUCUGAGCUCCUUGCAAAGUCUCAGUACAUUAGGUUCCCUUGGAAAUUUGAGUAAUACAGGAGGUUUACAAGCAUUAUCAAGAGUACAGCCUCCUUUAACACCUUCUUUAACACCAUCUCUCGCUAAUCAUUAUCGGGAAGACUUGACGCAGCAUGUGCGUGCUUUUCCCGCUGAUAUUCUCGAAAAACAGGCACAGAAACUUAGUGAGGAAGCACAUACAAUGGGCAGUUUGCAGUGUACGAGAGUGUCCGCAGAGUUGAAGACGGCACGAUCGAUAGUGAGGCUGACAGAAAUCCAGGCAACGUUACAGGAACAAAGGAUAUUAUUCCUCCGUCAACAAAUUCAAACACUGGAGGAGUUAAAAUCCCAAAAUUCCUUCAUGUCUGACGAUUCUUAGUGUAAGAAUCUUUAUAAAAUAAUUAUGAUUACAAUCUAUAAUUAAUUCAAGCAAAAUAAAACAUGAUUAUUAAUAUUCUCAUUAAUAUUGAAUAAUUAAGAUUGUACCUAAAUUAUAAUAUCGUAAUAGAAGUGAUAUAUAGCGAAUGAACAUGGGCUGCUCAGAGAGGAUCGGCUGUUCCAUUUAUCAGCCAACGAGUCUUAAUAACUAAUUAUUGAAUUUAUUAGUGAAUCCACCUCUCUGAGAAGCACAGCAGGCCUAUCCAAGUCGCAAACACAACAGUAAAUGAUGAUUAGAAAAACGAAUGAAUUUUAUCAGUUCAAUGCAAACUGAAUUGUAUAUCUGAAUUGUCCACAUCGUCUUGUAUUUACCUAUGUUAUUCGUGUCAAUGUUUCAUAUCCCAAGUUUAAGCGGCAUUUUAACUAGUUGAAACAUUUUUGUUGUAAAUCUCGGAAUAAAAUUCGUGCCACAAGU
Vollenhovia emeryi is the source of this 2493-nucleotide messenger RNA. RefSeq names its product WW domain-containing adapter protein with coiled-coil (gene wcy). Gene Ontology annotation, biological process: regulation of autophagy; positive regulation of TORC1 signaling. Bases 163 to 2019 code for a protein of 618 amino acids. The transcript has 12 exons. NCBI's taxonomy places the organism in Eukaryota, Metazoa, Arthropoda, Insecta, Hymenoptera, Formicidae. Gene Ontology annotation, cellular component: nucleus. Gene Ontology annotation, molecular function: chromatin binding; RNA polymerase II complex binding. The record is from RefSeq and is a predicted model, not a curated record.